UGUUUUACAGGCUUCCCAGUUGGCAUGUAUGUUGUAAAGAGAGUUCUUCAGCUUCAACGUCAUAUUACUCUCAAGAUGACAAUUGUGCAUUAGAAAAUGAUGAUAUACAAUUCCAGAGCAAGGAUGAAAGAGAGAGACCUGUCAAUAGCGAAUUAUUGGGAAAAUUAGAUUCAAAUUUACAUAUUCCUCCAGAAGAACGUAAAAUGAAAGAUGACUACAUUCUGGAUGUACAAAAUAUGGAAUCGAAAAAGUUAAGUUCACCUGUGAUUGAGACACUCCCUACAGUUGAUUUACAUGAAGAUUCUUCCAAUGUAGUUGUGGGCAGUGAAAACAUAGAAAAUAUUUCUAGCUCAUCUACCUCAGAAAUCACUCCAAUUUCAAAGCUCGACGAAAUAGAAGAAUCUGGUACUAUCCCUGUAGCCAAACCAAGUGAAACUGAGCAGUCUGAAACUGAUUGUGAUGUUGGUGAGACACCUGAUGCAAAUCCUCCAGUCAAACAACCUUCCUUCGUCAGUCCACCUGAAAGUCUUGUUGGCCAGCAUAUAGAAAAUGUGUCAUCUUCACAUAGCAAAGGGAAGAUCACAAAAUCAGAAUUUGAAUCCAAAGUUUCAGCAAGUGAACAGGUCGGUGGUGAUCCCAAAUCUGCAUUGAAUGCUUCAGAUAAUUUAAAAAAUGAGAGUUCUGAUUAUACAAAAUCAGGAGAAAUUGAUCCUACAUCUGUAGCAAGCCCCAAAGACCCAGAAGAUAUACCAACAUUUGAUGAAUGGAAGAAGAAAGUUAUGGAAGUAGAGAAAGAAAAAAGUUUGUCUACAGGUCAGUCAAUGCAUCCUUCUUCUAAUGGAGGUCCACAUGCCACCAAAAAAGUCCAGAAAAAUCGAAAUAAUUAUGCCUCGGUAGAAUGUGGUGCCAAAAUUUUGGCAGCUAAUCCAGAAGCCAAGAGCACAUCUGCUAUUCUUAUCGAAAAUAUGGACCUUUAUAUGUUGAAUCCUUGCAGCACUAAAAUUUGGUUUGUUAUUGAACUUUGUGAACCAAUUCAAGUAAAACAGCUUGAUAUUGCAAAUUACGAACUAUUUUCUUCUACUCCUAAAGACUUUCUGGUUUCUAUCAGUGACAGAUAUCCCACGAAUAAAUGGAUUAAACUGGGUACUUUCCAUGGUAGAGAUGAGAGAAAUGUCCAGAGUUUCCCUUUAGAUGAGCAGAUGUAUGCAAAAUAUGUGAAGAUGUUCAUCAAGUACAUAAAGGUGGAGUUGGUAUCACAUUUUGGAUCUGAGCAUUUUUGUCCAUUAAGCCUUAUAAGGGUAUUUGGUACUAGCAUGGUAGAAGAAUAUGAAGAAAUUGCCGAUUCCCAGUAUCAUUCAGAACGUCAAGAACUAUUUGAUGAGGACUAUGAUUAUCCACUGGAUUAUACUACUGGAGAGGAUAAGUCCUCAAAAAAUCUUCUUGGUUCUGCUACAAAUGCCAUUCUAAAUAUGGUGAAUAUUGCUGCUAAUAUUCUGGGAGCAAAAACUGAAGACCUGACAGAAGGAAAUAAAAGUAUAUCCGAGAAUGCCACUGCCACAACUGCACCUAAAAUUCCUGAAUCAACUCCUGUUUCAACUCCUGUUCCAUCACCUGAGGAUGUAAUCGCAAAGAUACCUGACACAGAGCCAUCAACACCAGAUACUCCAAAAGACAGGCCCAUUGUCCAGCUAGUUCAAGAAGAAGAGGAGGAGACAAGUCCAUCUACCGUGACCCUGCUGGGCAGUGGUGAACAGGAGGAUGAAUCGUCACCCUGGUUUGAGUCAGAGACACAAAUAUUUUGUAGUGAACUCACCACUAUUUGUUGUAUUUCCAGCUUUUCGGAAUACAUAUAUAAAUGGUGUUCAGUUACAGUCGCUCUUUAUCGGCAGCGCAGCAGAACUGCUAUGAAAAAGGGAAAAGAUUAUCGUGGGUCAACUCAAGAACCUUUACUGCUUCCUUCAGAGUCAGGAGAUGUUUCAGUAUUACGACCUCUGAGUGAAGAAUUGGACAAUAAGAAUAUGGAAAGGGAAGCUGAAAGUGUUGUUCUUAGUGACUUAAGCAGUGUGCACCAAGUUGACUUGAUGAAUCACACUGUGGAUGUAAUUGAACUUGAACCAAGCCAUUCUCAAACACUUUUUCAGUCUCUUCUCUUAGAGAUUACUCCAGAAAUCAGUUCAUUCUCUAAAAUGGAGGUAUCUGAGUCUGUUAAACAUGAAGCAGGACAUACACCAACACACGUGAUUCCCCAAGAAAGUUCUGUUGAGACUGUUAAUCAAACAGAAAAAAAGUCUGAGAGCUCUAGUUCUAUAGAGAAACCUUCUGUUGUCUAUGAAACAAGUAAAGUUAAUGAGGUAACAGAUAAUGUUGCAAAAGAAGACAUGAAUUCCAUGCAAAUUAUUACAAAACUAUCUGAAACGAUAGUGCCACCUAUAAACACAGCCACUGUGCCAGACAAUGAAGAUGGGGAAGCCAAAACGAACAUAGCUGAUAUACCAAAGCAAAUUUCAACUCCUGCUGUGGAUUCUUCUUCAUUACCUGAAGUGAGAGAGGAAGAGCAGUCUCCAGAAGAUGCCCUUUUAAGAGGGUUACAGAGGACAGCAACAGAUUUUUAUGCUGAAUUGCAAAAUUCUACUGAACUAGGUUAUGCUAAUGGAAAUCUUGUGCAUGGAUCAAACCAAAAGGAGUCAGUAUUUAUGAGACUUAAUAAUCGUAUUAAAGCCUUAGAAGUAAACAUGUCUCUCAGUGGUCGCUAUCUGGAGGAGCUCAGUCAAAGGUACCGAAAACAAAUGGAAGAAAUGCAAAAGGCUUUCAAUAAAACGAUUAUAAAACUUCAGAAUACUUCACGAAUUGCAGAGGAGCAGGAUCAGCGGCAAACUGAAGCCAUCCAGUUGCUACAGGCCCAGCUGACUAACAUGACACAGCUUGUUUCAAACUUGUCAACAACAGUAACAGAGCUAAAACGAGAGGUUUCAGAUCGACAAAGCUAUCUUGUGAUAUCUUUGGUUCUCUGUGUUGUCUUGGGACUGAUGCUUUGUAUGCAGCGUUGUCGAAACACUUCUCAAUUUGAUGGAGAUUAUAUUUCAAAGCUUCCUAAAAGUAGUCAAUAUCCAAGCCCUAAAAGGUGUUUCUCUUCCUAUGAUGAUAUGAAUUUGAAAAGGAAAACUUCAUUCCCGCUCAUCAGAUCCAAGUCUCUACAAUUAACUGGCCAAGAAGUAGACCCAAAUGAUCUGUACAUCGUAGAACCCCUCAAGUUCUCUCCAGAAAAAAAGAAGAAACGCUGCAAAUACAAAACUGAAAGAAUUGAGACCAUAAAACCUGCGGAUCCAUUGCACCCUAUAGCCAAUGGAGAUAUAAAAGGAAGGAAGACCUUUACGAACCAGAGAGAUUUCUCCAAUAUGGGAGAAGUUUACCACUCUUCUUAUAAGGGUCCUCCAUCUGAAGGAAGCUCAGAAACUUCAUCACAGUCAGAAGAGUCCUAUUUUUGUGGCAUUUCAGCUUGCACAAGUCUGUGCAAUGGACAGUCCCAAAAGACAAAAACUGAAAAGAGGGCUUUAAAACGAAGGCGAUCUAAAGUCCAAGACCAAGGAAAAUUGAUAAAAACUCUAAUACAGACUAAGUCGGGAUCAUUGCCGAGCCUGCAUGACAUAAUCAAAGGAAACAAAGAACUCACCGUGGGAACAUUUGGUGUGACAGCAGUCUCGGGGCAUAUCUAAAGUUCAUUGAACUUUUCAUACUGGAGACUUUUUUUGUUGUUCUUAAAAGAACAGUCUGUGGUAUUUGGUGGGUUUGGGGAGGGAGAAAAUAUUAAUGGGAAAAAUAUUUAGAAAUUAUGGUUUCUGCCUUUUUAAAAAGUAGAUGGGAUUGUGUCAAUCUUGGUUAAUGAGCUGCAGUUUUACAAGGCUGAUCACUUCCUACAAGGACAAUGGUAGAUAUUUUAUAAAAUGAUUUUUCACGGAUUAAUUACUGGGACAAAAGUAAUUUGGAAACCCAGUUCCUUGGGUGGGAUAGGAAUGAAAGCCUAAACCUCUUCCUUUAGCUUUGUUCCUAGUUCUUGCACCUUCCCAUAUUUAUGUGCCUUUUGUCUAUUUAUAAUGCCACUGGAAGAGGAGGGAGAACUUUUUCUGUCAUUUGAUUUCUUUUAUAACUUUGUUAGUUUCUUGAAGCUGCAAACACUACAAGGCUUUAAGGUGGUCUAUGCCUGAAGCUCAGAAUGUGGGUCAGACAGUGUAAAGAUCCUGAAGACUUGCCAACUAGGUUUCUGUUUAGCAAACUCACUGGAAAUACACACUUGCUAGAAUUGAAAAAUCUAUUCUUUAAGGUAAAUGGUGAUGCUGUUAAUGUUUUUGUUUUUGUUUUUCUUUUUCACUUAUUUGGACUGGAUUACUUUUUCCUUAGUUACUAACUCAAUGAGAAAAAAAAAAAGCUACAGAUUUUUUUUUGCAAGUAACUAGUAUUUGUAAUAAAUUUUUGAUAAAUUUACCUUUUAAACACAUUAAACUAUCUGUGAAGGUUUUUUUUUAGCUUCAUUACAUUUUAAACAUUCACAGUAAACACUAGUCCUCCAAACUUUCACAUCACUAUUUUCUAUUACUAUAAAUAUAAAGUUCGAAGGUUUGGCGAAUGCGUCCAGGUCUCAUAAUCACUGCCUAUAUACAUGUGCACAGAACCAGCUAGUGAGUUUGUUAAGCCUUGUCUAAUUGGGCAAGUCUAAAGGGAUGACUAUUCCUUAAUGUUUGCUUCGUAUUGGCUACAGAUGUGCAGAGAUACAUGUGUGGUAUCAAUGUGUCUGUCUUCGUUUGUCUUUUUUUUUUCUUUAACAAAAUAAUUGUCAGUGACUAUUUGAAUAAAAUGAUUUCUUAGUGUGUGCUUGUACAGUAAUGAGUGCAAGUGGGACGUAUUUCUUUGUGAAAGAGAGAAUUGACUAUUUUGUGUUGUGAGAUUUAAGUUAUAACUUAUUGAGCACUUUUAGUAAUAACUGUUUUUAAACUUGUCUAAUACCUUUCUUAGGUAUUAUUUGUAAUGUGACUUAUUUAAAGCCUUUUUUGUUUAAGUUGCUGCUUUGUGUCAACAGUAUGUUGUAGAAGAUUUAACUUUUUUUUUUUCCAGUCUGCACAAUUAGCCAUUCAGAGCAAGAGGGGAAUUGUAUAGAAGCCCCUUGAAAAGAGGUCCAGAGGAGAGCAGAGGUAGGGUGGGAGGUUUCACCAUCUGUGUGUUGUGGAAAGAGGACUUUGAAUAUGUAACUACGGAGCUGUAGUGCCAUUAGAAACUGUGAAUUUCCAAAUAAAUCUGAACACUUGUCUUUAUUAA
Messenger RNA from Tupaia belangeri chinensis (Chinese tree shrew), 5307 nucleotides. It is a transcript of the gene SUCO, whose product is annotated as SUN domain containing ossification factor. The record is from RefSeq and is a predicted model, not a curated record. Gene Ontology annotation, cellular component: cytoplasm; membrane. The coding region runs from base 204 to 3713 and encodes 1169 amino acids. Lineage: Eukaryota; Metazoa; Chordata; Mammalia; Scandentia; Tupaiidae. Gene Ontology annotation, biological process: protein folding in endoplasmic reticulum; regulation of bone remodeling. The transcript has 23 exons.